AUGUCAAGUCAAGCGCCUUCAAGCUAUCAAUCGCACAAUGGCCCCGAUUACCGCCAUUCGAGCGGAGAUACCAUCACCGUCGCGCCUAUGCACGCGGACACUCUCGACUUGGAGCAAUUCAUGAUGGAGAAUAGCCCGCAGGCGCAAAACACCUCGGUUGUCCACAAUACCCCACCACAAAUCGACUCGUUGAGCAACUCGCAGUUUGCAGACUUCAAUUUUCCUUACCAAGGGAUCCCAGAACAUGGACUGCAUGUGGACACUCAACUUGACAAUCCCUCCGCGCCGUACAACCUCUCUGCGCACCUAUCCGACCAUCGAAAUUCGAUCGGUUCGCUGCCGCCCGACCACCGGAACUCCAUAACUUCAAUGCCAGCUGUGCAUAGGGGAAGCUUCAGCGGUGGCACGGUGGGACAAGGGAAUACAAGCGUUAGCGGUGGAUCUGACGAAGCCAGCCCUACAAGCAAUCGUGCAAAUGGAAGCCUCGACAAAGGCUACAACGACGAGUUCGGAUUGAAUAACGGAGGUGCUGUAGAUGGCAGUGACCUGGGGACUCGAACGAAAGAGGAGAAAAAUGAUCCUACCCCACCAUGGAGCGAGUUGAAAACCAAAGCAGGCAAGGAGCGAAAAAGACUUCCCUUAGCAUGUAUAGCUUGUCGGAGAAAAAAGAUACGUUGUUCUGGCGAGAAACCAGCUUGCAAGCAUUGUCUAAGAUCACGGAUACCGUGUGUUUAUAAGGUUACUACCCGGAAAGCCGCACCUCGGACGGAUUACAUGGCAAUGCUUGACAAACGCCUGAAAAGAAUGGAGGAACGCAUUAUUAAAAUUGUACCAAAGGAGGAGCAGGACAGUUCUGCGCCUUCAGUCGUGAGGGCAAGUGUUAAACCCACGAUUCCUGGCACUGCACCCCUAAAAGCUGGUUCAAAAAAGCGACCUGCCGACGAAGCUUUUGGCGCGGAGCUGGAGAACUGGUCGAAGACUGCAGCAGCUACGCAAUUAGAUUCUACCAAACCUACCUCACUCAUGAUCCAGGAAGCCGAGGAAAGCAAACUUCUUUCCGAAGGUGCAGAUGCCUUACCGUCCAAGGAUAUUCAAGAACAUCUAGCGGAAGUUUUCUUCGAAAAUCUUUACGGGCAAGCAUACUAUGUCCUUCACAAACCGAGCUUCAUGCGCAAAUUAAAAAGCGGUACCGUUCCCCCGGUUCUGAUUCUAGCUGUAUGUGCGGUCUCUGCUAGGUUCUCGACUCAUCCAAAGCUCAACACAUCACCGAACUUCUUAAGAGGGGAAGAAUGGGCGUCUGAAGCUAGAGAUAUAGUCAUGAGGCGUUAUGAGUGGCCGAACAUAACUAUUUUGACUUGUCUACUGAUACUCGGUCUGCACGAAUUCGGGACUUGUCAGGGAGGAAGAAGCUGGUCACUUGGUGGUAUGGCAAUUCGGAUGGCUUAUGCUUUACAGCUACAUCGAGAUCUCGAUUACGAUCCUUUGAAACGGAACGGUACGGCCGAGCUGAGCUUCAUUGACCGAGAGAUACGGCGGAGGACAAUGUGGGCUUGUUUUCUCAUGGAUCGAUUCAAUUCAUCUGGGACAGACAGGCCUACUUUUAUCAAAGAGGAUACGAUUAAGGUGCAAUUACCAAUUAAGGAGAAGCUUUUCCAACUCGAUAUGCCUGGUCCGACGGAAGACUUGAAGGGAAACGUUCCACACCCUGUCUCGCCCGGCCAAGGACAACUUUCAGACCCAAGAGAGAAUAUGGGCGUGGCAGCAUAUAUGACUCGCUCCAUUGCUCUAUGGGGUCGUAUCAUCAAUUACUUGAACUUGGGUGGAAAUGAUCAAGAUCCACAUCCAAUGUGGCACCGCGAAUCGACCUAUACCGAAUUAUUGAAAGAGUGUGAAGGCUUCAGCUCCACAUUGCCUGAAUCUCUCGUAUACACGACGGAGAAUCUACAUGCUCAUGGAACUGAAGCCUUGGCGAACCAGUACUUAUUUCUCCAUAUCACUUUGGCACAGUGUAUGCUGUUUAUGAAUCGAUUUGCGGUUCCAGGUCAUUCCGGAGGUCGUGCACCUAAAGAUGUGCCUAAAGAAUUUGUGACGAAAGCAGGAGCAAAAGCAUUCGAGGCUGCGAAUCGAAUAUCCGAGCUAUUGAAAGACGCCGAGUCUUAUUUUGUUACCGCUCCCUUUACUGGUUAUUGCGCCUUUUUGUCAAGCACUGUCCAUAUAUUUGGCGUAUUUUCCAAAAAUCCUGCUAUGGAAACAGUAUCGAAGCGCAAUCUAGCAACGAACGUCAAAUAUCUAUCGAAGAUGAAGAAAUACUGGGGGAUGUUCCAUUUCAUGUCCGAGAACUUGAAAGAACAGUUCAGAAUGUGUGCUGAUGCAGCUAGACAAGGCUCAUCUGCAAACAAUGCCCAGUCUUCAACCAUAUUUCAGUAUGGAGAUUGGUUUGAUCGGUACCCUCAUGGUGUCUCUCACUCCGAUUUUGAGGACCCAGUAGCGGGAACGAAGAAAGAAAGAGGAGAUGAUGCAGUCUUGGAGCAAAAAUCCGAUUAUCAUACCGUGGAGGAGUUUUUCCAUACCCUUUCUCCAUUGCAGCCACAAGACCGUGAGUCGGCUAAGCAACCCAAACGAAGGGCAAAGAAAUCACAUACAGGUCGUCCAGAUCCGCAUUUACAACAACAGCAGCAGCAGCAACAACAACACCACCAACAUCGUCGGAGCCUUGACCGUGUAAAUACAAACAUUCAAAACAUGAGCCCGACCGCUGCUAUGCAUAUGCAGAAUAACCCUCAGAUGGCGCAGAACUACAAUCAUAUGAGUCCGACAUCGCCUGUGAAUAUGUACAAUCAAGGACAAUAUUAUGGUCACGAUGUUAUGCUGCCUCCACACCAACAAGGAAUCUUGCCACAAUUGGAUAGACAACUUGUCUUUGGCGCAUAUGGCGGAAUGGAUCCUUCUCUCGGUUCACAUAACUUACUUGACGGCACCAAUUGGGAUAUGCAGAUGGGUGGAAUGAACGGCUUCGUGACGGAACCGAGUAGCGCCUGGUUUAUGCCAUUCAAUAUGGAACCACCAGAAAUUGGUCAAGACGUGGAUAUCUUCAACGCAGGUCUGGGAGGCAUGCACUUGAAUGGUAAUGGCAAUAUGGGUGGACAUGGUGGUCAUCGUUAG
Molecule: messenger RNA, 3162 nt
Organism: Glarea lozoyensis ATCC 20868
Lineage: Eukaryota; Fungi; Ascomycota; Leotiomycetes; Helotiales; Helotiaceae
Product: Zn2/Cys6 DNA-binding protein
Exons: 2
Coding region: 1-3162 (1053 amino acids)
Biological process (GO): regulation of DNA-templated transcription; DNA-templated transcription
Cellular component (GO): nucleus
Molecular function (GO): zinc ion binding; DNA binding; DNA-binding transcription factor activity, RNA polymerase II-specific
Source: RefSeq, a predicted model, not a curated record